Messenger RNA from Bactrocera oleae (olive fruit fly), 757 nucleotides. The record is from RefSeq and is a predicted model, not a curated record. NCBI's taxonomy places the organism in Eukaryota, Metazoa, Arthropoda, Insecta, Diptera, Tephritidae.
UAUUUUUCCUACCACAACACUAUUGUUUUGAAAUUUUUUUGAAAGCUUUCAAAACUUCCAAAUGACAUAAAAAAAAACUCAGAUUAAAUUAGAUUUCAGAUUUCACACAAUCAAUAUUCUUUGAAAAUAAUUCGAAAACCGUAACGCAUUAGCGAUGCAAGCCUUCGAAGUUUUCUAUGCACAAACAGAGCGUGCCGUGAAUUAUUUGUAUAUUUUGGUGAUUUGUAUUUUACCGCUUUUAUGGUUUGGCGAUUGUAAGAAGACGAUGUCGCUGUUAUUCAAGAAAAUCAUACCACCAAAUUAUAAGGAGUACGACAUACAAUGGGACUUUCCGCGUAAUCUGCAACUGCUACUAAUCACUUUAGGUGUGGCGCUCUUCUUUCUGCAUCGGACUUGGCGCUUGCGCUUGCAAGAAGAACGCUGCGAUAGAAUUAAACUGGAAUCGGCAUUCACCGAAACACAUGAGUUGCAUCAAUUGAAGCUGAAACUGUUACAGGCGGUCGAUAAGAUCACAAUGGAGAAGAUAUUGCAGCCGAAUAUAAGUGAGACUAAGACUACUCCCAUUUGGAAGCCAAUAAAGCGGACGAUUUACAGCAUGAAAGAGGAGGAAUAAGUAGGUAGAGUUGAGAGAUGAAAUUAAUAGAAAGAAUAGAUUGAUAGAUCAAAACUUGGAUUAAAUUGGUGCAAACUUGUUUUUGUAAAAAAAUUUAUUAAAGAAGCUGAAAUCAAUUAUUUCAGACUUGCAGAUAUUUUGUUA